Molecule: messenger RNA, 3315 nt
Organism: Trypanosoma theileri
Lineage: Eukaryota; Euglenozoa; Kinetoplastea; Trypanosomatida; Trypanosomatidae
Exons: 1
Coding region: 1-3315 (1104 amino acids)
Source: RefSeq, a predicted model, not a curated record
AUGAGUAGCGGUGGGGCAGUUGGCAAUAUUGGACUCACGGCCGUACUCGCCGGUUUCGCGGUGGUACUCUCCGCCGUUACAUUCAUUGCAAAUAAACGCCGCUCCAACGAAACACACACGUCCUGUCCACUCGGAACCUCCGGUGGCUCAACCAACACAACCACAACGAACAGCAGUAAUCGUAAUAACAACAAAAAUAAUAAUCAUAAUCAUAACAUCACAGCAGGCAAAAAAAGUGGAUCUAUAUCGGGAGUAGGAGCAGGACCCAAGUCCUACUAUGCAGUGCGGGCGGAGCGUCAUGUGCGUCCACACAGUGGAACAGCUGUGGAAUGGCGUGAUGAUGUAUUAGGUGUGCGUAUGCUCUUCUCGCCUAUACUCUUCGCUGUGGAGACGGAAGAACGACAAGCCCCAUUGGUGCUUGUGGGAUUGCGGUACUUACGUCAACCUGAACACCGUGUGGCAAUCACUAUAGAGGAAUGUAUACUUCCACCCCUUCCACCUUCUACACCUCUCCCUGGUGUGGCUCCUACAAUGGCAAUGGCAAUGGCCAUAACGGCGACCACAACUACAUCACCAGCUAUGGCUGGUAAUACAGCUGCUGCUAAUAUCAAUACUGCUGCUACCAAUACUACAGUGGCAACAUCAUCGACGACGACUACUGCUACUACUGGUGGUAAUAGUAGUAGUGGUGGUACCAGAAUUAGUACGGGUGCUGCUGCUGUUGGCACUAGUAGUAGUAGUAGUAGUACUAAUAUUACUAGUGCUGGUACUGCUGUUAUGCCUACUAUUGCUACCGUUGUUGGUACUACUAAUACUACUAAUACUAUUACUACUACUACUACGGCUGGUACUACUACAGGCCCUACGGCUUCCACCAUUAUUAAUCCUGCGGCUACUCCAACCCCGACUAUGACUACGGGUGUGAGUGCUGCCAACAACAGUGGAUCCAAUCCCAGUAUCACUACACCAGCGGAAGAGUAUCGUGAGAAUAGUCUUGCACGUAUUCGUGAUUGUGCCAAAUUACUUUCCUGCGGCACGACUCGCAUUGGCAGUACCUCCCACCCCUGUGCGGAGUAUUGCUAUAUGGAUAGCAACAACCGACUGCGCUACGCCCUUUCAGUCUUUCUUACACACGGAAGGUUAGCAAUCACAGCACAGUACAUUGCCGAUACACGUGUGAAGGGUGUAUUGCCAACAGCAUUUAAUGAAAUUGUGCGUUCUAUUCAAUUCUACACACCGCGGCCCACACCAUCGUAUUUACUCUGCACAGAGCCACGCCUUGGACUUGGUUUUCGUCUCCCACUUGACUUUGUGCUGGACGAACAACUGCGUGAGAGUAUCACGGCAACGGAUGACACUCUAAUGAGUGCCGUCUGUGAGGAUGAAGAGAGGGAUGUUGUUGUUGGUGGUGGAAUGGACGCCUUACGUGGAGAGAUGUUGUCUAAUGACUUUGUCUCUGGACCUUUCACCCCACAGGACUGGCAGAGACACGGUGGUAAUAAUAAUAAUAAUAAUAAUAAUAAUAAUAAUAACAAUGGUAGUAGUAGUGGUGGUGGUGAAAGUGUGCCGUUUGCGGCUGUUAUUGGCCGUGGAUUGCGUCGCAUGGUUGUGGUUGCGAGUUAUGAGUUAUUCCCACGAGGACAUCUCUCUUGGCAGCCACUCUUUGAACGUCAUCUCCGCACAACCCUGGAGCGAUUCUCUGUUGUAUUCCCACCGUUCACAACAGGAGGAAGAAGAGGGGGAUUUCCCCUUACGACUGUGUGGUCUGAGAAGACACCACCGCAGGAAGUGUAUGAUAAAAGUACGACAUUUAUUGUUCGACCACAGCAACUCUUUGUGCCUAUUCAUGGUGAUAGUGCUGUGGAUGGCAAUGCGGGUGAUGGAACAGCUGCUGCUGGUGGGAUGGGGAGUGGAAGUGGAAGUGUAUUAAUGCUGGAUGGUGCCUUUUGUGUUCAGGAGGUCUGUCUUGAUCCCGAUAGUGUUUGGGCCAUGUACCUGCGUGAUACAGAACCAAAACAACAACAACAGCAACAGGGAUAUAGGGAUGAUAGUGGAACAGGUGUUGGUGGUAUUCCUCAUAACUAUAAUAAUAAUAAUAAUAAUAAUAAUAAUAAUAAUAAUAAUAAUAAUAAUAAUAAUAGCAGUGGCAAUAGCAAGAGUCAUGUUAAUCAUGGUAAUACCACUAUGAGCACGAGUGAUAAUAAUAAUAAUAAUAAGACUUCAUGUAGAGAAACAGGGAAAAGUAUUGUAACAGCGUAUAUGAGUUUCUUCUUUCUGCGUAUUCGUGAUGCGUAUGUGUCCUUUGGCUUUCUUUCCUCCACAACACGACACACAUUGGAGGAAUUCAUCACCUUCUGCCGCCGUACACUUGACACCGUGUCGGUUGGUAAUCACUAUGGACAAGGCACUUCACUCAUUUACUGCAAUACACGCCAUGAAGUGAUGCCAUUUCAAAUUCUACUGGAUCCCGUACGUAUGGAAGGCAUCACAACAACAACAACAACCGCAGCAGUUGUGGUGGAAGAGACAACAGUGGGCGAUCCACUGGCGGUUAUUCACAUUGGUGGAAUGGAACGUAUUACGAUCUUACUACGUGUAUUUCCCUGCCCAGGUGUAUCUCAAUCUCAAUCCCAACCUCAAUUACAAUUACAACAACAACAACAGCGAAAGUCUAUUCCAGCAGUGGCAUCAUUGCUAGAGCGUGUGGUACAGAACUACCUCACACAACUACCAGAGCGUGUCUGUGUCCAUCACUGGGAAACAAGCACCAUUGGUUCCCGCACGGUAUUAGAGAUUCACUAUGAACAAGUCAUGGAUGAAGACGAUAGUGAUGCCGAGUCCCUCACAUUAGAUGAAGAAGUUGGAAAUAUUAAUCCAUUCGCCCGCUACUGUUCUCUCUGCUGCUGUUCCUCCGCCUGUUGUGGCUGCGGGGAUAUACCACCACCCCCAGCCACACCUCCUACAGCCACACCACCACCACCACCACCAUCAUCUUCACAAUCUCAAUUAUCAUCUGUAUUGCCAUUGACUGUACUUUCUUCUUCCUCCUUCACUGCUGCUGCUGCUGCUGCUGCUAACACCACAACAGCAAAUUCUACGCCGCAUUCGACGAAUUCACUGCGGAUGCUGCGACGAUCACCAUCGCGUGAUUCCCGCGAAGAUGUUGCAACGAUACGUGUGGCUGUUGUGGUUUGCUGUGGGGGAUGUGCGUUUCUGUUUCUCGCGUCGUCUACAUUAGAGCAGCUUAGUGUUGUGCGGCGUACCGUUCGCCAACUCGCUGCUAAUCUAUCUGUUAUGGCAGAUACUACCAUGUAG